Aspergillus tanneri is the source of this 912-nucleotide messenger RNA. Its product is annotated as SDR family NAD(P)-dependent oxidoreductase. The coding region runs from base 1 to 912 and encodes 303 amino acids. Gene Ontology annotation, molecular function: oxidoreductase activity. The record is from RefSeq and is a predicted model, not a curated record. The transcript is spliced from 2 exons. Gene Ontology annotation, cellular component: cytosol. NCBI's taxonomy places the organism in Eukaryota, Fungi, Ascomycota, Eurotiomycetes, Eurotiales, Aspergillaceae.
AUGGCUCCUUUUCCCUCCCCAACCUCAACCUGGCACACGAAAACACACCAAUCCAUCUCUCCCACCCGUCCCGAGCUUUCUGUCAGAGGCAAGACUGUGAUAGUAACAGGAGGAGGCACAGGCAUCGGUGCAGAGACCGCUCGCUACUUCGCCGCAGCAGGCGCGUCUCGCAUCGCCCUCCUCGGCCGGAGGGAACAGCCCCUUCUCGACACCAAAGACUCCAUCGAGCAUAAGUUCCCCGAAGUCGAGGUAUUCGUGUCUUCCACCGAUGUCACGAAGAAGAGUGAAGUCGACGCGGCUUUCUCAAAGUUUCUCGGCGACGGAAAAAUCCAUGUUCUGGUCAGCAAUGCGGCCAUAAUUGGGCCCCAGGAUCCCGUGAGGAAUGUGGACGGCGACAAGUUUCUCGAAGCCAUUCAGCAGAAUCUUAAAGGAUCAUUGCUCAUUGCACAGGCGUUCCUUCGCUACGCCACGACGGAUGCAGUCGUCAUUGAGGUUUCUUCCUCUGCUGCGCAUCUGAACUUUGCUGCGGAGUUUGCGUCAUAUAGCAUUGCUAAGAUGGCGGUAUUUCGGCUUUGGGAUUCCGUCGCCUUUGCGAACCCGGAAAUAAGCGUUUUUCAUGUUCAGCCUGGUGUGGUGGACACUGACAUGAAUAAGGAAGCCGGGGGAGUCGAUGCGGUCGGCUUUGCGGAUGACGUUUCUCUACCUGCGAGCUUCAAUGUUUGGCUUGCAAGCCCCGAAGCGAGGUUCUUGAAGGGCAAGUUUCUGUGGGCAAACUGGGAUGUCGAUGAACUCAAGGUCCAGGCCAAAGAGAUUGAAGCCAGUGCGCAGCUUAGUAUCGGGCUUGUUGGAUGGCCGUUUCAGAAUGCCGGUUGGAAGACCAUUUGGAAGUCUCGGGUUAAUGGUGAUGCUUAG